Messenger RNA from Elephantulus edwardii (Cape elephant shrew), 1968 nucleotides. RefSeq names its product SATB homeobox 1 (gene SATB1). The transcript is spliced from 10 exons. Lineage: Eukaryota; Metazoa; Chordata; Mammalia; Macroscelidea; Macroscelididae. The record is from RefSeq and is a predicted model, not a curated record. Gene Ontology annotation, molecular function: DNA-binding transcription factor activity, RNA polymerase II-specific; RNA polymerase II cis-regulatory region sequence-specific DNA binding. The coding region runs from base 1 to 1968 and encodes 655 amino acids. Gene Ontology annotation, biological process: regulation of transcription by RNA polymerase II; chromatin remodeling.
AUGGAUCAUCUGAACGAGGUAACUCAGGGGAAAGACCAUUCAGAAAUGUCUAACAAUGUGAGCGAUCCGAAGGGCCCACCAGCCAAGAUUGCCCGCCUGGAGCAGAACGGGAGCCCGCUUGGAAGAGGAAGGCUGGGUAGCACCGGGGCGAAGAUGCAGGGGGUGCCUUUAAAGCACUCGGGCCAUCUGAUGAAAACCAAUCUUAGGAAAGGCACGAUGCUCCCAGUCUUCUGCGUGGUGGAACAUUACGAAAAUGCCAUUGAGUAUGAUUGCAAGGAGGAACACGCGGAGUUCGUGCUGGUGAGGAAAGAUAUGCUUUUCAACCAGCUGAUAGAAAUGGCGUUGCUGUCUCUGGGUUACUCGCACAGCUCUGCUGCUCAGGCCAAAGGGCUAAUCCAGGUUGGCAAGUGGAAUCCAGUUCCGCUGUCUUACGUGACAGACGCACCUGACGCAACCGUGGCGGACAUGCUCCAAGAUGUGUACCACGUGGUCACGUUGAAAAUUCAGCUGCACAGUUGCCCCAAACUAGAAGACUUGCCUCCCGAGCAGUGGUCGCACACCACGGUGAGGAACGCGCUCAAGGACUUGCUGAAAGAUAUGAAUCAGAGUUCACUGGCCAAGGAGUGCCCCCUCUCACAGAGCAUGAUUUCUUCCAUUGUGAACAGCACUUACUAUGCCAAUGUCUCAGCAGCAAAAUGUCAAGAAUUUGGAAGGUGGUACAAACAUUUCAAGAAGACAAAAGAUAUGAUGGUUGAAAUGGAUAGCCUCUCUGAGCUGUCCCAACAAGGCUCCAACCACGUCAACUUUGGCCAGCAGCCCGUCCCAGGAAACACAAGCGAGCAGCCUCCGUCCCCCGCGCAGCUCUCCCACGGCAGCCAGCCCGCUGUCCGGACCCCUCUUCCGAACCUGCACCCUGGGCUCGUGUCCACACCCAUCAGCCCUCAGUUGGUCAACCAGCAGUUGGUGAUGGCUCAGCUGCUGAACCAGCAGUACGCAGUGAACAGACUUUUAGCCCAGCAGUCCUUAAACCAGCAGUACUUGAACCACCCUCCCCCCGUGAGCAGGUCUAUGAACAAGCCUUUGGAGCAGCAGGUUUCCACCAACACAGAGGUGUCUUCUGAAAUCUACCAGUGGGUACGCGACGAACUGAAACGCGCAGGCAUCUCCCAGGCAGUGUUUGCACGCGUGGCUUUCAACAGAACUCAGGGCUUGCUUUCCGAAAUCCUCCGGAAGGAAGAAGACCCCAAGACAGCAUCGCAGUCUCUGCUGGUCAACCUCCGGGCCAUGCAGAACUUCCUGCAGUUACCAGAAGCGGAGAGAGACCGGAUUUACCAGGAUGAGAGAGAAAGGAGUCUCAACGCCGCCUCGGCCAUGGGUCCUGCCCCCUUGAUCAGCACACCGCCCAGCCGCCCCCCACAAGUGAAAACAGCGACGCUUGCCACAGAAAGGAAUGGGAAACCAGAGAACAAUACUAUGAACAUUAAUGCUUCCAUUUAUGACGAGAUUCAGCAGGAAAUGAAGCGUGCGAAAGUAUCCCAAGCACUGUUUGCUAAGGUUGCCGCGACCAAAAGCCAGGGAUGGUUGUGUGAGCUGUUGCGCUGGAAGGAGGACCCUUCUCCCGAGAACAGGACCCUCUGGGAGAACCUGUCUAUGAUCCGGAGGUUCCUCAGCCUUCCCCAGCCAGAGCGGGAUGCCAUCUAUGAGCAGGAGAGCAAUGCGGUCCAUCACCAUGGCGACAGGCCGCCCCACAUCAUCCACGUGCCCACGGAGCAGAUGCAGAGCCCCUCUCCCACCACCCUUGGGAAAGGAGAGUCUAGAGGUGGUUUCUUACCUGGCCUGCCGACCCCUGCACCAUGGCUGGGUGCUGCUCCUCAGGUGAGCCAGCACCUCAGGGAGACCGGGGGUGGCAUCACGACCUGCUCUGCUCGUUUGACCAGGAUUUCCAGAGGGCGUGCUGACCACGGCUGA